AUGCAGCUUCUAUCCAUGUAUCUGAGCUACCUGGUCUCUUCCGUCCUACUGCCCGGGGUCGGUGCCGGGGCUGCUGCCAGUGACGAAUCCGCCAGACCAUGGGAGCAAUAUGUGCUCAGUCCGUCGACCCGAAAUCCGGCUCCUGUUGCGGUCCAUUCCAUCGUCGGAGAUGCCUCCGUUAAGGAGUGUAAACUAACCCAUGUACUUCGCAUGCGGGCAGGCUCGCGAGUAUCUAUGGACUUCGGGGUCGAGGUUGGCGGCCACGUAUCUUUCAACCUACAGACAGACUCGGAAGCCCCUCUCUCACUCGCCUUUUCCGAAUCGCCAUCUUUCGUACGCAACAUCAGCGAUGACACGGGUUCAGUUUACACAAUGGAUUGGGAUCAGGCCCUCGAGGUGACGGUCGACCUCGACGACACCGGAUCGGCGUUCUACCAGACUCCGCCCGAGAGGUUUCGGGGCGGAUUUCGGUUCCUCACGUUCAAUGCCCUCGCAGACAUCACCGUCUUCAAUAUCACCUGCCAGAUCGGAUUUGCGCCCAACAUGCCCGAUCUCCGCGCCGGCAACGGUUACUUCUACACGGCAGAUGCGGACCAGGAGGCUCUCAACCGGAUCUGGCAUGCGGCGGCGUACACCAUCCAGACGAACAUGGCCGCAACCAACACCGGACGCUACCUGCCGCAGGUCCGACCAGGCUGGGCGUACAACGCCACACUCGGCGUUGUUUCCCCCGUCCUCGUCGACGGUGCCAAGCGUGACAGGGCCAUCUGGCCCGGAGAUCUGGGCAUCAUCGGCCCGGUCGCCAUGCUUGCGUACGGGGCUUAUGGUCGGGAGGCGUUGGAGAACAGCCUCGAGACGCUGUUCUACUAUCAAAACGCGAGCACCGGCAUGUUGCCGUUUGCAGGACCUGCCACGGGGAGCUUCCGAAGUGGCGCUCAGAGCGACACGUAUCAUGCCUGGGGUCUGAUCAGCGUGUACGACUACACCAUGUAUUCUGGGAAUACCGAGUGGCUGGCCAAGCACUGGCCGAACGUCACCCGUGCUGUCGAGUUUAUCAUCGACCACCUCGACCCUCGAGUUGGCCUGCAUAACCAAACCCACCAGAACGAUUGGGCGCGCCAGGGGACGGGGGGAUACAACUCGGCCCUCAACGCGCUUGACUACCACGUGUUGGUAUCCAUGGCAUCGCUAUCCAGGAACGACUCCCAGGCAUCGUUGUGGAGAUCGGCAGCAGCACGGCUGAAGGCACAAUACAACACACUACUCUGGGACGACGAAGCCGGCCUAUAUCGGGACAACACCGAAACCACCCUCCAUGCACAGGACGGCAACUCGCUAGCCCUGCUAUACAACCUCACCCAAACACCAUCGCAAGCAACAGCGAUCAGCGCCGGCCUAGAACGCAACUGGAACGACAUCGGGCCCGUCACGCCCGAGCUACCCGACACCAUAUCCCCCUUCAUCUCCGGCCUGGAGCUGCUAGCACAUCUCCACGGCGCACGGGAGCCGGAACGCGCCCUGUCGCUGCUACACCGGCUCUGGGGGUUUCUGCUGGACGGCAGCCCGGACACGAUGACGGGCUCGACGUUCGUGGAGGGCAUCACGGCCAACGGUAGCCUAUACUACCGCUCCGAGGCCGGGUACAAAUAUGACGCGGCGUACACGAGCCUCAGCCAUGGCUGGAGCGCGGGGCCGGCGAUGGCGCUGGUGACUGGCGUUUUGGGUUUCAGGAUCACGGGGUUGGGAGGGGUGGCCUGGGAGCUGUCGCCGCAGUUGGGAGGGCUGCGGUCUGCCAGGGCGGGGUUUGAGACUGGCCUUGGGUGGUUUGAGGCGGAGGUUGAGGUUGUCGAGGAUGGAGAGAUGAGGAUUAGUCUUGAAAGUCCGCAGGGUACCCGGGGGACGGUGCUGGUUCCACGGGGGUAUGGAAAGGUGCUUUUGAACGGCACGGUCCAUGAAGGUGUGAGGAUAAUCCAGGUGGGUCACGAUUAA
Messenger RNA from Phialemonium atrogriseum, 1989 nucleotides. Its product is annotated as Six-hairpin glycosidase-like protein. Bases 1 to 1989 code for a protein of 662 amino acids. Gene Ontology annotation, biological process: carbohydrate metabolic process. Lineage: Eukaryota; Fungi; Ascomycota; Sordariomycetes; Cephalothecales; Cephalothecaceae. The record is from RefSeq and is a predicted model, not a curated record. The transcript has a single exon.